This is a messenger RNA of Physella acuta, 2099 nucleotides long. Its product is annotated as F-box/LRR-repeat protein 20. Lineage: Eukaryota; Metazoa; Mollusca; Gastropoda; Physidae. Gene Ontology annotation, molecular function: protein binding. The record is from RefSeq and is a predicted model, not a curated record. Gene Ontology annotation, biological process: positive regulation of protein ubiquitination.
CAGAGCCAAAGUUAAAAAUACUUCAGCGUGUAGAGCACAUUAUGGAAGCUGGGCUAUUGUGUAGCUAGUAGAGAUUACCGCAUCCGUUUCAUAUUUUCUUUUUUACUUUUACUCAUUCUGAGUUGAUUGUUUUUCAAUUUAAAAGUUAAAAUGAUUUAGGCAAAUUUAUAUUUUGAUUAUUAUUGACGGAUAAUCACUAGAUCUAGAUGUGCUGAAUUAUUUGUUGAGUUUAAAGAGAAUUAUAAAAUAAAAUAGUUUGCUAGAACAAGUCGAAUCACAAAUGGAUGCUGCUUUUCGGACUACGAUAUUUGAUAUUGCACAAGAUGCUUCUCAUGUGUCGACUGCUCAUAACGAGAGCGAAGGCUAUUUUAACCGAGUGAGCGUAACCAUCGACAAAGUGCCUGAUAAACUACUUCUGCAUGUUUUUACCUUCCUGCGUCACUCAGAGUUGGGGAAGGUUGCCAGAGUGUGUAGGAAAUGGAGGCUUCUUGCCUACGACAGCCGCUUGUGGACAAAAGUCUCUCUGCGACCGGAAUUCUCUGGUCUGCAUGUGUACUCUCCUGAAGUUUUGCAAGCACUGAUAGGGAUCCGCUUUGGCUCAACCUUGCGCUAUAUUGAGAUACCGAGCGAUCUCAUCACAGCUCCUGUGCUCCAUGAACUGGCUAACAAAUGCCCAGCGCUAAGGUAUAUGACUUUGGACUUUUCAAAUGCCAUGCAACUCCAUGACUUCAAUGACCUGAAUGCUUUUCCUUGUAAUCUUCGAAGCUUAUGUAUUUGUCUUUCGGAAGUGAUCUUUCUUGAAGGGUUCAUGCGCAGAAUCUAUAGCUGUUUGUCUUCUUUGGAAGUGCUGCAUUUAAUUGGAACAUUUGAGUUAUCUUCAGAAUCAGAAGAAGAUAUAUACGAGGUCAUCAACAUUAGCAAGAUUAAGGCACACACACCUAACCUGAAGGUGGUUAACCUCUAUGGAAUCACUUUUCUUGAUGACAGCCAUAUUGAGUUGUUGGCCUCUAACUGCAUUCACAUUGAGUGUCUGGCCUUGAACUUUUGUCUAAGAGUCAAGGGCAGUUCAUUUAAAAAUCUAAUUCAGAGAUGUAAAAAGCUGAAGUCUUUACUGCUACAUCAUGCUGGUGUUGAAGAUGACCACAUGAUGAGUGUCCCCUGGGAAACCUCUGCCAUCCAUGAGCUGGACCUGACCUCCACAGAGCUGUCAGCCCAAUGUCUAGAGAACAUCCUGCUCCGCAUGCCAGGAUUUACUUACUUGGCCUUGGGAUAUUGCGAGUUUUUUAAUGACAAGAUUUUAGAGAAGUUGAUGGAGCUGGGCAAGUUCAACCGUCUCCAGGCUCUGGACAUCAGCCACACCCACGCCCUGAGCGAGAACGCCAUCUACCAGUUUAUCCAGACCCACGGACAAAACCUGCGGGGGUUGAUGCUGGCUGGCAAGCCAAAGCUGACUGAAAACUUCUGGCUCAAUGCUAUUCCCUACCUCAAAAAUAUCAAGAUCUGUGUGCUGGGUACUGCAAAUGGCUGGUUCCUGAAAAUUGCCUCUCGUGUGCACGUUGAUCAGAUUGUGGAAGCUUUUGCUCAGCACUGCCCAAGGCUUGUACGCUGUGAGAUCCAGUGGGACCCAGACACCAUCAGGUUCAGUGACAAGAGCAACAAGUUCAUAGACCACAUCAGGCUGCGUUGUCCUGGCCUCAAAUCUUUUGCCCUGAGUGACGGGGAGUAUUACGAGAUGGUCAAGUCCAACUUUGAGAGAGCUGACCGUGUCAAAGUUGUGCGGACAUGCACUAACUACACCACAAGUAUUGUUGGCCUGCUGACCAACUACAAUGAUCUGUUGUUUAACUGAUGUCCUCUUGUCCGCUGAUGCUUGUUCUAACAGUUUCGUCUUGUCCACUCAGACCUGAGAUAUGAUAUGAAAUCAAAAUCUACAUGAAUUUUUGUUCAUUUUAAAUUUUUAACAAACAUUUCUUUGGAUAUUUUCCAUCGGAUGAAACAUCUGACACUCAUAAAUUUGAGUUUUUUUAAUCUAACAUAUAUCUAUCUUUAAAAUGGCAUUGUGAAAAUGAUCUGAAGAAAAAAAAUAUUUUUUGUCCUAU